GAGAGAGAGAGAGAGAGAGAGAGAGAGAGAGAGCUGCAGCAGCAUGCUUCAACAGAGUGCCCAACUCCUGCGCGAGGACUAGCCAGACUCCUGACCUGUGCGCUAAGUUCAAGGCUGAUUUUCUCAACUUUUACAAGCCCACUUCUCAACAAAUUUGACUCUAGGCUACAGACAACACAUCAUCUUCCGUGUCACUUCCCAGCCGUGGAUGAGAGCAAGAACCGUGGAUGGUUAUGUUUGAAAAGGAGUCAGGACAGCCUCUGGACCAGUCGACCGCGACAGCGAUGCCUUCUAACAAAUACUCUGCUGCUAUCAUGGAGGAGAGCAACAACAUGACGGCCACAGCACCGGUUAAUGGAGACACGGCUCCAGCUGAGGGCCUAUCAGAGAAUGACAGUGGCGUGGAGCUGAUUAAUGAGAACAGCCCCCUCACCGCGGCUGAACCGCCCUCCCCCUUCAGCCCCAAGCAGAACGGAGAUGCCGCCUCACCUCAAGAUGGUAACCAGUGUUCAGGGGGAAGCAGGAAGAGGAGCAGGAAGAGGUCAGAGGAGGAGGAAGCUACCUGGGACUCCUACAGCAAGGACAAGACUUCGGGAGCGUCUCAGUUGAGUUUGAGACAGACGCCUCGACCCAGGACCAUCUUCCAGGCUGGUCUGACGCGGCACACACACAACAAACCUCGCAGGCAGAGCCGCAAACAGGAGCACAGCAUGUUACUGUGCGGUGGUGGUGGUGGUGCUCCUCGGUUGGCCGUGGCUGUGUCCGGCAGGGUCCCCGAGGCCCCCCGUCUGGAGUUGAUGGAACAAGACUCCAAGGACUCGGCCCAGAGCAUCAGCACCUCGUCUAGCUCCGAGAUCCAGCCGGAGUACAAUGACAACAAGGGUUUUGGCAUCGGCGAGCUGGUGUGGGGGAAAAUCAAGGGUUUCUCCUGGUGGCCCGGCAUCGUGGUGACGUGGCGCGCCACCGGCAAGCGACAGGCCAGCCACGGCAUGAGGUGGUUGCAGUGGUUUGGAGACGGAAAGUUCUCUGAGGUUUCUGCAGACAAACUGGACUCCAUCAUCGCCUUCCCCAAGUUCUUCAGCCAGGCUUCGUACACCAAGCUGGCGUCGUACCGCAGGGCUAUCUUCCAAGCACUGGAGAUGGCCAGUAUCCGGGCGGAAAAGAAGUUUACUCCCUGUGAGUCCGACAAUCUAGACGAACAGGUCAAGCCCAUGCUGGACUGGGCCAAUGACGGCUUCCUGCCCAAAGGAGAGGAGGGACUCAAACCUACGCACAGCGCCGACAGUAACCCUCUGGACCACCAGGUCCUCGAUGUUUCCCUGCCAGAGUAUUUCCCCAGUGCCAAGCGGCCGAAAGCCAGCGUCUGCAAAAGCAAGGCCGCCCACGAGGAGUCCUACAGCAGAGAACAAAUGGUGAAUGAAGUUCUGAAGAAUAAAAGAAGUAUAGAAGAGUUCUGUCUCUCUUGUGGAAAAACGAGAACAGCAACCUUCCACCCGCUGUUUGAAGGAGGCCUGUGCCAAACGUGCAAGGACGUGUACCUGGAGAUGUCCUACAUGUACGACGAUGACGGUUACCAGUCCUACUGCACCGUCUGCUGUGGAGGUCGAGAGGUUUUGCUCUGCGGCAACGCCAACUGCUGCAGGUGUUUCUGCGUGGACUGUCUGGACAUCCUGGUCGAUCCCGGGGCGUCUAACAACGCUCGCUAUCUGGACCCUUGGCGAUGCUACAUGUGCCAGCCGCUGAUGCAGUAUGGCGUCCUGAAGCAACGACAUGACUGGAGCCUCAAGCUGCAGGAGUUCUUUGCCAACGACAACGGACAGGAGUUUGACAAACCAAAGAUUUACCCAGCAGUUCCUGCAGAGCAGAGACGACCAAUCAGAGUCCUCUCCCUGUUUGACGGCAUUGCUACUGGCUACCUGGUUCUGAGGGACCUGGGUUUUAAGGUGGACCAGUAUGUGGCAUCAGAGGUGUGUGAGGACUCCAUCUCAGUGGGGGUUGUCAGACAUGAAGGAAAGAUCCAGUACGUCCAUGAUGUCAGGAAUAUUUCUAAGAAAAACCUUCUUGAUUGGGGUCCAUUUGACCUGGUGAUAGGAGGAAGUCCCUGCAAUGACCUGUCAAUCGUCAAUCCUGCCAGAAAAGGGCUCUAUGAAGGCACAGGGAGGCUGUUCUUUGAGUUUUACCGUCUGCUGAGCGAGGCCAAGCCCAAAGAAGGAGAGGACCGGCCGUUUUUCUGGAUGUUCGAGAAUGUGGUUGCCAUGGGCGUUAACGACAAGAGGGACAUCUCACGAUUCCUGGAGUGUAACCCUGUGAUGAUUGAUGCUAUCGAAGUCUCUGCUGCUCACCGUGCCCGAUACUUCUGGGGAAAUCUGCCUGGCAUGAACAGACCUUUGUGUGCCUCUGGGAUGGACAAGCUGGAGCUGCAGGACUGUUUGGAUCACGGCAGAGUUGCAAAGUUUGGGAAGGUGCGCACCAUCACUACUCGCUCCAACUCCAUCAAACAGGGAAAGGAUCAACACUUUCCUGUCCUGAUGAAUGGAAAGGAGGACAUACUUUGGUGCACUGAGCUAGAGAGGAUCUUUGGCUUCCCUGUCCACUACACAGACGUGUCCAACAUGGGUCGCGGUGCCAGACAGAAGCUCCUGGGCCGGUCGUGGAGUGUCCCCGUCAUCAGGCAUCUGUUCGCACCAUUGAAAGACUACUUUGCCUGUGAAUAGAUGCCACCCGCAACCAGCAAACAGACGCCACGUAUGAUUACACACCAGCUUUCCUCCCGUGAUAUUGGCUCCAGCAUUCAUCAUCUGCCAGCCAAAUCAUUUUGCAAAGAGCUGGAAGUUUUCUCCACUCUGGCAGGC
Messenger RNA from Etheostoma cragini (Arkansas darter), 2852 nucleotides. RefSeq names its product DNA (cytosine-5-)-methyltransferase 3 beta, duplicate b.1 (gene dnmt3bb.1). Bases 228 to 2714 code for a protein of 828 amino acids. Gene Ontology annotation, molecular function: DNA (cytosine-5-)-methyltransferase activity, acting on CpG substrates; DNA binding. Gene Ontology annotation, cellular component: nucleus. NCBI's taxonomy places the organism in Eukaryota, Metazoa, Chordata, Actinopteri, Perciformes, Percidae. Gene Ontology annotation, biological process: negative regulation of transcription by RNA polymerase II. The record is from RefSeq and is a predicted model, not a curated record. The transcript is spliced from 22 exons.